GUGACUUCUCUUGCAGGAGGGCACCAGGGCAGGACUCUAGGAAGGACCGCGUGCUCCAGGUUCACAAUGGAUCGGCUCUGGAUCUUCUUCCUCCAUCCCGUGUCGUUUCAUCAAGGGGCUGCUUUCCCUUUUGCACUUCUGUUUAAUCAUCUCCGCACCGUGGAUUCCUUUCCCCCCCGGGCCAGGUACCUCUUCCUCCUGGCUGGAGGAGGUGUCCUGGCCUUGGCGGCCAUGGGUCCCUAUGCUUUGCUCGUCUUCAUCCCUGCCCUCUGCGCCGUGGCUCUGGUCUGCUCACUCAGCCCACGGGAAGUCCACAGGCUGACCUUCGGCUCUCAGAUGGGCUGGCAGACCCUGUGCCACCUGGGUCUUCACUACACCGAGUACUACCUACAAGAGUCUCCGCCUGUGGGAUUCUACGUCGCUCUUUCUUCCCUCAUGCUCUUGACGCAGAGAGUCACGUCGCUCUCACUGGAUAUUCGUGAGGGGAAGGUGGAGGCAGCCUCGGGCGGCACGGGGAACAGAAGCUCUUUGUCUGAGUGCCUAAGCAAGGCUUUGCCCUACUUCAGCUACUUGCUCUUUUUCCCUGCCCUCCUGGGAGGCCCCCUGUGUUCCUUUCAGAGGUUUCAGGCUUGCGUGGAAAGAUCAAGCCCUUUGCAGCCCGGUCUCUCUUUGCGGGCUCUGACCUGGAGGGGUCUGCAGAUCAUCGGGCUGCAGUGGCUCAAGGUGGCGCUGAGGAGGGUGGUGAGCGCAGGGGCCGGGCUGGACGACUGCCAGCAGCUGGAGUGCGUCUAUGUCAUGUGGUCCACAGCUGGGCUCUUCAAACUCACCUACUACUCGCACUGGAUCCUGGACGACUCUCUCCUCCAUGCGGCGGGCUUUGGGUCUGAGGCUGGCCAGAGGUCUGGGGAGGAGGAGGGAUACAUCCCCGACGGGGACAUAUGGACUCUGGAAACUACCCACAGAAUCUCCUUGUUCGCGAGGCAGUGGAACCGGAGCACGGCUCGGUGGCUCAGACGGCUCAUCUUCCAGAACAGCCAGCGCUGGCCGGUGCUGCAGACUUUUGCCUUCUCUGCCUGGUGGCACGGGCUCCACCCGGGACAAGUGUUCGGUUUCCUAUGCUGGUCUGUGAUGGUGGAAGCCGAUUAUCUGAUUCACACUUUUGCCAGUGUAUGGAUCAGCUCCUGGUCCCUGCGGCUGCUCUAUAGAGCCCUCACUUGGGUCCAUACCCAGCUCAUCAUCGCCUACAUAAUGCUGGCCGUGGAGGGCCGGAGCUUUGCCUCUCUCAGCCGGCUGUGUUGUUCUUACAACAGUAUCUUCCCCGGGGUGUACUGUAUUUUGCUUUUGCUGUUAGUGAAGAGAAAACAGAAACGUAACUGAAAUCUUUCCUCUGCCUUCUAUUUCAU
Messenger RNA from Microtus oregoni (creeping vole), 1403 nucleotides. It is a transcript of the gene Mboat4, whose product is annotated as membrane bound O-acyltransferase domain containing 4. The transcript has 3 exons. Gene Ontology annotation, molecular function: serine O-acyltransferase activity. Gene Ontology annotation, biological process: peptidyl-serine octanoylation; lipid modification. Lineage: Eukaryota; Metazoa; Chordata; Mammalia; Rodentia; Cricetidae. Bases 67 to 1377 code for a protein of 436 amino acids. Gene Ontology annotation, cellular component: endoplasmic reticulum membrane. The record is from RefSeq and is a predicted model, not a curated record.